AUGUGGCGACGCGGCGCGAGAAGUGUGGGUAUGGCCGGCGGAAUGGGCCGCUCCCUGCCUGCGAGAUCGGCGCUCCUGCAGAGCAACACCGCGACUACCCUCACCUCCACUUCGGCCCAGACCGGAGCUGCACGCAGGUGGUUGAACAUUCAUGAGUACCAGUCGCAGGAGCUCAUGAGGAAGGAGGGCAUUCGCGUCCCCAAGGGACAAGUGGCCGCUUCUCCUGAGGAGGCCUACAAGAUCGCCCAGCAGAUGCAGCAGGGAGGCGACGCCGAUGUAAUUGUUAAGGCACAGGUCCUGGCCGGUGGCCGAGGUGUGGGUCACUUCGACAGCGGGCUCAAGGGCGGCGUUCACACUUGCACCUCCCCAGAGGAAGUGAAGGACGUGGCGUCCAAGAUGCUGGGCCACCACAUCUUCACCAAGCAAACCGGACCCGAGGGCAAGCCCUGCAACGUCGUCUAUCUGGCAGAGCGAUUGUUCAUCCGCCGCGAGACCUACUUCGCCAUCCUCAUGGAUCGGGCUUACAACGGCCCUGUCAUCAUCGGCAGCUCUAAGGGCGGUAGCGACAUUGAGACGCUGUCGGCCGAGCACCCCGACGCCAUCUUCAAGAUCCCCAUUGACAUCGCGGAGGGUGUAACCCCGGAGAAGCUCGAGCUUGUCGCCGACAAGCUCGGUUUCCAGAGCACCAAGGUCAAGGAGCAGACCAAGGAGCUGGUCUCCAAGCUCUACGAUCUCUUCAUCAAGAAGGACUGCACGCUCGCCGAGAUCAACCCCCUCGUCGAGGAUCACCAGGGACAGAUCGUGGCCUUGGAUGCCAAGCUGCGCUUUGACGACAACGCCGAAUUCAGACAAAAGGAGAUCUUUGCGCUCAGGGACGAAAGCCAGGAGGACCCCCGAGAGGUGGCCGCCAGCAAGUUCGACCUCAACUACAUUCAGCUGAACGGCAACAUCGGCUGCCUGGUCAACGGCGCUGGUUUGGCUAUGGCCACCAUGGACAUCAUCAAGCUCAAGGGAGGCAACCCCGCCAACUUCUUGGACGUCGGUGGCGGUGCUACGGAGAAGCAGGUGACAGAGGCUUUCAGGAUUUUUUCCAGCGACAAGAGCGUCAAGGCCGUGAUGGUCAACAUCUUCGGAGGUAUCAUGAGGUGUGACAUCAUCGCCAUGGGUAUCCUCAACGCUGUGAAGGUCCUCAACAUCAAGGUUCCUCUGGUGGUUCGCCUGCUCGGCACCAACAUGAAGGAGGCCAAGGAUCUUCUCGAGAACUCUGGCGCCCGCAUCAUCUUCGCUUCCGACCUCGACGAGGCGGCCGAAAAGGCGGUGAAGGUGGCCAGGAUCGUGGACAUGGCGCAGGAGGCUCAGCUCAAUGUCUCCUUCGAACUGCCUCUCUAA
Molecule: messenger RNA, 1389 nt
Organism: Acanthamoeba castellanii str. Neff
Lineage: Eukaryota; Discosea; Longamoebia; Acanthamoebidae
Product: succinylcoa synthetase beta chain, putative
Exons: 12
Coding region: 1-1389 (462 amino acids)
Biological process (GO): tricarboxylic acid cycle; succinyl-CoA metabolic process
Cellular component (GO): succinate-CoA ligase complex; mitochondrion
Molecular function (GO): ATP binding; metal ion binding; succinate-CoA ligase (ADP-forming) activity
Source: RefSeq, a predicted model, not a curated record